This is a messenger RNA of Xyrichtys novacula (pearly razorfish), 4002 nucleotides long. The record is from the annotation of a GenBank genome assembly. Lineage: Eukaryota; Metazoa; Chordata; Actinopteri; Labriformes; Labridae.
GGACGGCAUUCAUCCCACCCGAGAUGGAGCAACCCGUUUAUCCAGAAAUCUGGCCGAUUUUAUUAAUCCGAACCACUGACAAUUCAAAGCAGAGAUCAGGGAGCAGGGCCGCAGUCUUACACGCCCCCCUGCGCCUCUUUUAGAGCAGCCUCCCAGCCACUACCACUUAUACACAGAGACAAGGGAGCAGAGCCGCAGUGUAAAACGCCCUUCUGUACUCCCUUCAGAGCAGCUUCCAAGCUACAAUCAGCUUGACAUAGAAAUCAGGGAGCAGAGCCACAGUGUAAAACGCCCCUCUGUACUCCCUUCAGAGCAGCUUCUAAGCUACUCUCAGCUUGACAUAGAAAUCAGGGAGCAGAGCCACAGUGUAAAACGUCCCUCUGUACUCCCUUCAGAGCAGCUUCCUAGCUACAAUCAGCUUGACAUAGAAAUCAGGGAGCAGAGCCACAGCUCUACACGUUCCUCUGUACUUUUGUUAGAGCAGCCUCCUAGCUACUGUCACUUUAAUAUAGAGACUGUGUCUGUCCCUCGUACUCGGCUCUAAAAUUCUAACCGAUCAAUUAAAAAAGGAGUAAAUAACAAGAACCUUACUAGAAUUAAGACUGUUAACAUAGCUGAACCAAGUACUAGUAAGAUAAAAUGUGGUCUACUGAAUAUAAGGUCUCUAAAUUCAAAAUCUGUGUUAAUAAAUGAACUAAUCUCUGAUCAUCGCAUUGAUUUACUCUCCCUAACCGAAACAUGGCUGCGUAAGGAUGAAUAUGUAAGUUUAAAUGAAUCCACUCCUCCUAGCCACCUAAACUUUCACAUUCCUCGAGACUCUGGCCGAGGUGGUGGAGUUGCAGCUAUCUACAAUUCCAGUCUUAGAAUUAACCCAAGACCAAAACUAGAUUAUAACUCUUUUGAAAGUCUCGUUCUCAGUCUCCCGCAUCCAGCCUCAAAGUCCAUGAGACCACUGGUAUUUGCUAUAGUUUACCGCCCUCCGAGCCCAUACUCUGAGUUUUUGUCAGAGUUCUCAGAGUUCCUAUCUGAAUUAGUCCUUCCCGCAGAUAAAGUCAUCGUCGUCGGUGACUUUAAUAUUCACGUAGAUGUAGAAAAUGAUAGCCUAAGCAUUUCUUUUCGGUCCUUGCUAGAUUCAAUUGGGUUUACACAGUGUGUACACAGACCUACGCACUGCUUUAACCACACUCUCGAUCUCGUCCUGGCUUAUGGCCUCGAAACUGAAGCCCUGUUAGUCAGCUCAUUAAAUCCUCUAUUAUCUGAUCACUGUCUAGUAACUUUUGAAUUUGUGCUUUCAGGUUACUCUCCUCACAACAAAGCCGUGCUAACUAGAAAGUUGUCUGAAAAUGCUGUUACUAAGUUCAAGGAGGUAAUUCCGUCUGCUCUAAAUUCUGUAGUUGAGAAAAACUUCACUGAUAGCUCAUAUUUAAACAUCAGUCCCUUGCAACUCGACCAGUUUGUUGAUGAUACCUCAGGCACACUGCGAUCAGUUCUAGACUCAGUUGCCCCUCUUCGACAAAAAACUCUUACACGCGAGAGGCUAGCCCCGUGGUAUAAUGCUGAAACCCGUGAGCUGAAACAGUUAUUAAGAAAAUGUGAAAGGAUUUGGCGCUCCUCCAAAACAGCUGAAGCUCGUUUUCUCUGGCAGGAAUGUCUCGAUAAAUAUAAGAAAGCCCUACGACAUGCUCGGACAACCUACUACUCGUCUCUUAUUGAGGAAAAUAAGAAUAACCCCAGAUAUCUCUUCAGCACUGUAGCCAGGCUGACAGACUGUCAGAGCACCACUGAACCAUGUAUCCCAUUAGCCCUUAGCAGCAAUGACUUCCUGAGCUUCUUCAAUGAUAAAAUCUUAAAAAUAAGAGGUAAAAUUAGUAACCUAUUGACUCCAUCAAGUGUCUCUCUCUCAGAUAACCCUAAAAAUGUUGAGGAGCCCCUAAGGCCUCUGGUGCACCUUAGUAAUUUUGUACCUAUUGACCUUCCUGAGUUAAAGUCAGUGGUGCUAGCAGCCAAACCAUCGACGUGUCUCUUAGACCCAAUUCCAUCAAAAUUGCUGAAGGAAACUCUUCCUUUGAUUAGUACGUCCCUGCUCAAAUUGAUUAACACGUCUUUAUUAACAGGAUAUGUUCCCCAGUCUUUCAAGACUGCAUUGAUUAAGCCUCUCCUUAAAAAACCUACUCUGGACUCAAGCUCCCUAGCUAACUAUAGACCAAUAUCCAACCUUCCUUUUAUUUCUAAAAUCCUAGAGAAAGUUGUUGCGAAUCAACUCUGUGAUUUUCUCCAUAACAACGGUUUAUUCGAGGAUUUCCAGUCUGGGUUUAGAACCCAUCACAGCACAGAGACUGCUCUGCUAAAGGUGUCAAAUGACCUACUCAUGGCCUCGGACAAUGGUCUUCUCUCUGUUCUAGUCCUGUUAGAUCUUAGUGCAGCAUUUGACACAAUUGACCACUCCAUCCUGCUUCAGAGACUAGAACAAUCUAUAGGCAUAGCAGGAUCAGCUCUCUCCUGGUUUAAAUCAUACCUAACAGAUCGAUCCCAGUUUGUCAAUGUAAAUAAUGAAUCCUCUGCACACACCAAGGUCUGCUACGGUGUGCCGCAAGGGUCAGUGCUCGGUCCAAUCCUAUUCACCCUGUACAUGAUUCCGCUGGGUAAAAUUAUGAGGAAGUACUCGAUUAAUUUCCACUGUUAUGCAGAGGACACCCAGCUAUACCUAUCCAUAAAGCCAGAGGAAGCAGGCCAGGUUGCUAGGUUAGAAGACUGCCUCAAAGAUAUAAAAUCCUGGAUGACCAAUAACUUUCUAAUGCUCAACUCAGACAAAACUGAAGUUCUGGUCCUCGGUCCUAAACACCUUAGAGAGGCGUUCUCUAGUAAUUUAGCUACAUUUGAUGGUAUCAGCCUGGCAUCCAGCCCCACUGUGCGAAAUCUAGGAGUUGUAUUUGAUCAGGAUUUAUCUUUUAGCUCCCACAUUCAACAAAUUUCCAGGACAGCCUUUUUCCAGCUGCGCAAUAUCUCAAAAAUUAGACGUAUAUUGUCUCAGAGCGAUGCAGAAAAACUAGUCCAUGCCUUUGUUACCUCUAGGCUGGAUUACUGUAAUUCUCUCCUAUCAGGCUGCUCUAGUAAGUCAUUAAGGACUCUUCAGAUGGUCCAAAAUGCAGCAGCUCGGGUAUUGACUAGAACUAGAAGGAGGGAGCACAUUUCUCCUGUUUUAGCCUCUCUUCACUGGCUCCCUAUUAAAUAUAGAAUUGAGUUUAAAAUCCUCCUUGUGACAUAUAAAGCGCUUAAUGGCCAGGCGCCAUCAUAUCUCAACGAGCUAGUUAUACCGUACUUUCCAUCUAGACCGUUACGCUCACAGUCUGCAGGUCUGCUCGUUGUACCAAAUGUCUCUAAAAGUAGUAUUGGAGGAAGAGCUUUCAGCUACCAGGCACCUCUCCUCUGGAAUCAUUUACCGCUCGAGGUUCAGGGGGCAGACACACUCUCAACUUUCAAGAGUAGACUUAAAACGUUCCUCUUUGAUAAAGCCUAUAGUCAGGGCUGAUUUGAACCAGCUCUUAGUUAUGCUGCUAUAGGCCUAGACUGCCGGGGCUAUCUGGCACACUGAGCUAGAGUCUGUCUCUAUCUCCUCUUUAGUCACUGACCAGUUUUCUGUCUCUCUGAGUGUCUCUGAGUCUUUUAGCUGCCACUGGACUAAUGCUGCAAACAGGUCUGCUGCGGAACUGCCUGACCCCAGCUGCAUCCACCCUGGGCCCUGAGCUCAACUCUUUGGCUCUUUGGCUCCUCUGGACCGUUGCCGCAGACCCCCCCCGGCCCUGAGCUCCUUCUUCUCUCUGAUUCCUCUGGGCUGUUGCUGUUACUGUUACUGCAGACAUGAACAUCAGCCUCACUGUCAUUAUUGACAUUAAUAAUACAAAAUAGAACUGACUACGAUUAAGCCUGCUAACUGUAAUCACACUCAAUUAAUUCAACAUUGUCCAUUAUCACUCAUAUCCUAAACCUGUAAACUGAACUUUU